GGCUUUUACCGUGUCUCAGUCCCUGCAACAUGUCGAAUAUUGAGCAAGCCCCUCAGCAAGACUUCGACUUCUGGGAUUAUGUCUCAUGCUCUCGGUGUCACCUCUCUUUCACGCCCGAUAACGGCGGCCCUCCUCCAGUACCGUUCUGGGUGACAGAAUGCGGACACGUUAUUUGUAAUCAUCACUUGAAGACGGAUCAAAGCUGUGCAAAAUGCGGCGAAAGAGAUGUACAAGUCGCGCCUCUACAGCGUGAUAUGGAACCACCGAUGUCCAGCUGGUUUGCCUCUGUGCCGCAAACCCUUGAUACCGUGGCAUUCGCGACGAGGUUUCAAGUUGAGACACUGGCAAGUUUGGUCAGAUAUUACAAGAGGAAAUGCGCACAUCAGCGUGAGCUCAUCGAACGCAUGAAACCCGCUGUUCAAGAGAACAGAGAUUUGAGACGUGCCCUUGAAGAGUUACAGGUGGACCCUUACCAGACGCGAGGACACAUGGAGCCAUCUGAUGUGCUCAAUAGCAAUGGCAAGCGACAGAUGCACCCGAUACAAAGGCAAGCUAGCGGUGUUUAUACGAACUCAAGCCCGCGUUCGGUAACGACCCCUAUGGGUCCAGAUCGUCUCACUCUGCCGCCUACGCACCAGCAGCCGAGUUUUGCACCUCGGCAGCAUCAUUCAGACGAUGGACCACAGCUAUGGCAGCAGCGCGCAAACGAUCGACGAGCCAUGGAUCUUGAGCCUGGCGCAGAGGUCAACCGGCCAAGCUCGCGCCGCCUCACAGAACAGUAUGCCUAUGCCCCGCCACCCGGUCAUCAAGGAAGGCCUAUACCUCCGCAGGCCCUCGCAUACACUCAAACAGAUCCUGUGCGCCAAGCGCAGGGACGACGACAAUCCCAACAAUAUGUGCAGGAUGGGGCGCAUAUACCUACUCGCGUUGACCAAGGAAGGAGCAGUCAGGCUGUUUUCCGUCUAGCUCAGCAGCAAUCAACCGAUCAGUUGCAGAGACGACCCCGAGACGAAGCUAUGCACAUGCCGCCUCCUCCGGUUCCCCGCAGCAUUCUUGAUUCGAGCCGCCAAGGCCACCAUACGCCGCAACGCGGUGGGUUCACACCUCAGCCAGCGACUUCACGCGGCUCUCAGUCGGGUCAGUCCAUUAACCGACAUCCCAGUGCAGCUUCCACAACAAGCAAGCGCGACACGGUAGAUACUGAUCUCCCGAAUUUCCGGGCGGCGACACCUAUGCUACAAACUCAGCCUAUGCUACAAACCCAGCGAUUCAUACCACCAACGCCCUCUGGUCGCCAACGGUUUGCUGCUUCGUCGUCGGCCGCUGACACCGGCUCUUCUGGUGUUCGCUCUGGUUUGGUUAGAUCUGGGAGUACUGCAGGCGCGUCUAACAGUGGUCAGCAACUGCCUUUCGUUCCUGGGGGACAACCUUCUGGAUAGUCGACUGCUCUGUAUUUUCAGUCUCUUGGUACUGCUAUCUCCCAAUGAUAUUCCCGCAGUUCUCAAUAUCACUCGACCCUGCUUCUCUCGGUUGUCCGCUUGGUAAGGCUCGGAGGACGGGCCCUAUCGCGACAUGGUGGUACCGCACGACAUCCGACUUGAGCGCCUCGACGGCAGCACACCCCACUUAUUGGACAGAACAGUAUUAGACCCUGGCAGUGCCGCUUGGUACGGGGAAGAUUCACCGUUUGAUUCAUU
Molecule: messenger RNA, 1697 nt
Organism: Phanerochaete carnosa HHB-10118-sp
Lineage: Eukaryota; Fungi; Basidiomycota; Agaricomycetes; Polyporales; Phanerochaetaceae
Exons: 7
Coding region: 30-1439 (469 amino acids)
Source: RefSeq, a predicted model, not a curated record